AACAAAAAAUAAGCCAUGAUUAUAUUUUUAAAAAUCUUUUUAGUUUUACGUCUAAUGAUAUCUUUAUUUGAUGGCAAAUAUAGUUUGUAUUUUGUGGAAGCCGGAAUACUAAAAUCACAAACACUUAAAGAGGCAAAUGGACAAACUGAAAAUAAAAGGGAUAUUGAAAAAGAAAAUACCAAAAUGUACCAUAUAAUGGCUCAGCACAUCGGACCGAAUGUAGAAAGUAAAGAUUUGAAUGUCAAAUAUCCUAAUUAUGACGUAUUAGAAUUUGAUGAGAAAAAAAUAGAUAGCCUCAAACAGAUUAAAAACAUUACUGAAACUGCAACCAAAGCUGAUUCCCCAUACACAAUGUUAAAUGUGUUAAAUAAUAAACGAAGAUCUGUGCAAACAAAUCAAAACAGAGGGCGAUCAUUCGGAAAUGAGGAUGAAAGCAAUUCAAUUGUAGCAAUUGAAAAAACUGAUCCUUUAAGCUUAAGAACCGAAUUUGAUUCUAGUUUUCACUCUUCAAAACCGAGGGAAGUUUUUAAGCACAGAAGACAAGCAUUUAAGAAAUACCACAGGAAACUAUAUGGUCCUCCAAAACAACUUCAUGGUAUCCAAAAAAGUGAAUAUAACUCUAAGCAAUCGAUGAUUGACAUGAAUCCCUCAAACACAGAUUUUCAAAACAAUAUGGUUGUUUCAAAAGAAAAACCUUUAAGCACUCCACAAAUCUUUGAAAAAGUGUCAGAAAAUAAUCUAGUUACGGAAGAAAAUGAAUCCGCAAAUGAAGCAGAUACUGAACAAACUCCAAUGGAGUUAUUAACGCAGUUAUAUGCCCAUUCAUCGGAUCAGUAUCAAACUAGCCAAUACCCUUUCACGCCGGAUAUAUAUUCAACAAAAUACAUUUUGGUACCAUUAACGAACGGCAAUGAAUCAUCGGAAUAUUUAACAGAAGAGAUACCGUUCUCUAAUUCAACCGAAGUUGAAAUCAGCACAGAGAAUCCCUACGACGGCUAUGUAAAAGCUGGACCUAUCCGCAUCAAGAUCAGCAAUGAUACGUCUCCACACAAACUCCAAAUGGGGAUUCGUCCGAAUUCGAAUACAAAUCUCACCUUUAGAAUCGAAAGACAUAACGGAGAAAUCAACAGCGAUACCGGAAGUGAACUUAAAAACGUAGAGAAGAAAGAUGUCUCAGAAAAAACAAUAGCAAAUAAAAAUGUACAAUUCGAAAGAGAUAUUUACAAACUAGAUAACAUCAAUAAUAGCUUAAAUCUAAAUGCUUCCAUGUUGUCGGAUUCAAAUGAUGUUUCCAAUAUGGCCUUUCCUUUGUGGCAAUUGAGUAAAGACUCAAAAGGGAGAGUAAAAUGGGAUUUACGUCAAAAUUCAGAAAAAUCUAAAUAUGUAGAGAUUAGCAAUAAAAAUUUAAAUGAUGACUCUGAAUUAGAGAGCGAUAUUAUCUAUGGAACAGACAGUUCUGGACUUCCUAAGCUUAAAGUUUAUCCUUAUAACUGCAAGACGUUGAUACUUAACAUUUUCAGAAAGCAUACCGUGGCGGCAGUUGUUAUUAUAAUUAUAAUUCUUUUUAUUUUUGUACUUUUCAUUUACGUUAUAUAUAAAGCUGGGCAACGAUCUCAAUACAUCAAGUAUAGCAAACUUGAUGAUUCCAAAGAUUACAAUAAAGGAAAUAGUACUAUCGAAUCAAUUGGCGAGGGAAAAAAAUCUAGGAAAAAAUUCGAUUUUCGUAUUCCUCUCUUUAGAAAAGGUGCUAGUGGUAAAGAUGAAAAAAAAGGCAAAAGAGGGGAGAAAGUUUCUCAACCAGUUAUUCUAAAAGAUAGUCGAAGUCAAAUGGCAUCAUUUCAACGAAGUCAACUGUCGAGUUCAGACGAAGGAAGCAAUAGCAGUGAAACAAAAGCUUCGAGGAAAAACAAAUUCCCCAAAAAAUCUUCUAGAAGUAUCCAACGAAGCAAAAUAAAAAGAUCAAAGCCUGAAUCUGAUAUCGAAGAAACAGAGAACCGUAGAACUCCUGCUCAUCAAAACCAGUGUGGCUUUAUACGAUUCUUCAAAAGAAUGUUCUCUAAGAGACCAACAGCAAAAGAACCUUCAAAAGAUGGAAAGCGUCCUGACACAGACCUUGUUUCCACGGCCGAAUUUGAUAAAAAGCAAACGAGGCAAGAUAAACUUCACAAAAACAAAUUUUCCGUUCUUCCAGAAUCAGAUGAAUCAGAAACUGAUUCGGAAGCUGAGUCAGAAAAAACACCUUCCAAAGCACCGCUAAGGCCUAAACUCGGAAUUCGUGCCAAAAUGAAGCAGUUGCUCACGCCAGAAAGACACUCUGAUGAUAGCUCUGAGAGUACUGGUGAAAGAAUGAUAAAAGCAAUGAAAACAACAUUUCACUCUGCUAAAACAAAAGUUGAGAAACCAAAACGUAAAAAAUUCGCCCAUCCAGAUAUAACAGAUCUAAAGGCAGUUGUUCGUAAAGCGUCCUUCGAUAUUGCGUCAACUUCUCCAGCAAGCAAUGAGAGUUUAAAAUCAAAAAUCGGGAUACCUGGAGACUGCAAGCCAAUUGAUCUUUUGCUUAGUGGUGAAGAAUGGGACAAAUCUUAUUACACUGCAAGUGGGAUUGAUAACGCUGUUAGAAAAAGUAAACAACACAUCAAAGAAAAUGGGAACACUGAAAAACUGAAGCUGAGUGAAAUUGAAAUGAUGGAACUUUUGGCGCAUAAAGUUGAGAAAGUCAUUGAUAAUGCUGAUAACGCCAUCAAGCAUCCUCAGCCAGCUAAGAAUUAUGAGCAAAAGAUAAAACAAAUGACCUAA
Messenger RNA from Parasteatoda tepidariorum (common house spider), 2796 nucleotides. RefSeq lists its product as uncharacterized. Lineage: Eukaryota; Metazoa; Arthropoda; Arachnida; Araneae; Theridiidae. The record is from RefSeq and is a predicted model, not a curated record.